UCAUCGUGUCGUGUAUAUAUAGAACGGCAAGAAAAAAAAAUUGGAUUAUACAAAAUACUUCACAUUGGCAUCGUCGCGCCAAUUUUGCAGAGUUCAGAUUCAGAUCGUCGAGCUGGUGGAAAUGGCUUUCAGAUUCAAUUCUGAUGAUGCGACUGGCUUUAAGCUAUUGCUCUGUUUAGCCGUUAUGUAUGGUCUCAUGUCGAUGCUGGUUCACUCCAUUGUUCACAUGAAGUUUAUUAAGCCGCUCGCAAUUGAUGCGCCUCUUCAUCAGUUCUCCGAAGCCAGAGCGGUCGAGCAUGUGCGAAUUUUGUCUCAAGAGAUCGACGGUCGCCAGGAGGGUCGUCCGGGUAUUAAAGAAGCUGCUCGGUAUAUAAAAGGGCAGUUGGAGAUGAUGAAGGAACGUGCUAGUGAUGAAUUUCGAAUCGAGAUCGAGGAGACGGUUGUUGAUGGUUCCUUUAGUAUGAUGUUUCUGGGCCACAGCAUAUCACUGGGAUAUCGAAACCACACUAAUAUCUUAAUGAGAAUUUCAUCAGUAGAUUCACAAGACACCGACCCAUCGGUUCUAAUAAAUGGCCAUUUUGAUAGUCCACUUGGAUCGCCGGGUGCUGGUGAUUGUGGCACAUGUGUUGCAUCAAUGUUAGAAGUUGCUAGACUUAUUGUAGACUCUGGAUGGGUUCCUCCUCGUCCUCUUAUUUUUCUUUUCAACGGUGCAGAAGAGCUGUUUAUGUUGGGUGCACAUGGAUUUAUGGAGAAACAUAGAUGGCAUGAUACAAUUGGAGCUUUUGUAAAUGUUGAAGCAUCUGGUACUGGAGGUUUAGAUUUAGUUUGUCAAUCUGGACCUGGCUCUUGGCCUUCACGUGUUUAUGCUCAGUCUGCUGUGUACCCCAUGGCUCAUAGUGCUGCUCAGGAUGUGUUUCCAGUUAUUCCCGGAGAUACAGAUUACAGGAUAUUUUCUCAGGAUUACGGCAACAUACCUGGCCUAGAUAUUAUCUUCCUUUUUGGUGGUUAUUUUUACCAUACCUCAUAUGAUACAGUGGAGAGACUAUUACCUGGAAGCGUCCAAGCACGGGGAGAAAAUUUGUUCAGCAUAAUAAAGGGAUUUACGAAUUCUUCAAUGCUUCAAAAUUUUUAUAAGCAAGCAUCUCCUGAAAUUACUAUCCAUCGAGACAAAGACGAUGGGGCUAUAUUCUUUGAUUACCUCUCAUGGUUUAUGGUCUUUUAUUCUAGAAGACUAGCUCUGAUACUUCACAGAAUUCCAAUAGCUGUCUUCCUAGUAAUGCCAUUCCUUUUGAACUUACGGAAUUUUAGCAUGACUUCAUGCUUGGCAACAUUUUCUGAUUUGACUAAAGGUUUUUUGUUUCAUGCCUUGGGGGUUUUCCUUGCAAUCGUUUCUCCAAUUAUGUUUUCCAUCCUAAGAUUGCUAUUCACCAACUACUCCAUGAACUGGUUUUCACAUCCAUACUUGGCUUAUUUGAUGUUCAUCCCCUGCUCACUAGUUGGUCUUCUGAUUCCAAGAACUUUUUGGAGUUGCUUUCCUCUCUCCCGUGAUUUUUCAGUCCUUCAGGCCUCAAAAGAGAUGUUGUCUGAUGAAGCAAGGUUUUGGGGCGCUUUUGGAUUCUUUUCCAGUUUGACAAUGGCGUAUCUUUUAGCAGGGCUUAGUGGUGGCUUCUUGACCUUCUUUGCGUGCAUUUCUAUGCUUGCUGCCUGGUUGUCAUUUUCCUUGGCAGCCAAGUGUUAUGGCCGCAGGUCUCUCAGGUCAAUAUUGUUUUAUGUGUUACCAAUGGUUCCAUACCUUGCAUACUCUGUUUAUUUUGGAGGCUUCCUCGCCCAAUUUUUGAUUGAGAAGACAGGCAUGAUGGGCUCCAUUCCACCUCCAUAUGGGUAUUUCAUUCCAGAUAUUGUAGUGGCAGCUACUAUUGGAGUUGUGACUACUGUGUGCAUUGGCCCUCUGAUUCCAGUGUGUGGGCACUGGUUAGCUAGGUCAUCCAUCUUGCAAUUCUUGCUGCAGAUUAUUGUAAUUGGGUUGGCUGUUUCCUCUCAAUUCUUUCCAUAUAGUAUGGCUGCUCCGAAGAGGGUAGUUCUUCAGCACACGUACCUUACUUCAGGUCCAAAAAAUCUUGAGAAUUCCAGUUAUGAACUCUCUGUGGUGGAUUCUAAUUCUCUACUCUUUCUUUUGAAACAUGCUCCUGAUGUGGCAAACGAAUUGCAGACUGAUUUACAUCUGUCUUUUGAAACUGCAAAUUUGUCUGGCCAAGAGAACUGGCUGGCACUUUUUCCAGUUUCCUUCUUGUUCUCAAGAAGUUUGAAGUUCCCUGCCAAAGAAUCAACUUCAACGAAAGAUUUACUAUUCCCUUCUUUGAUUGCCAGUAAGCCACAAACAAUUUCGGAUGAUGGAUCUCGGAGGGUUUACUUGGAACUUUCCCUAGGUUCCGUGGAGGAGGUUUGGGUCACAGUUCUCAACAUCACUGGGCCUUUAUCAAAUUGGUCAUUUGCAGACAAUAAACUUCCAGCACCUGAGAAACUUGACGGUGGGCCACCCUCUUACGUUUUAAGACUUAGCGGAUCCAGUGAUGAAAACUGGAGAUUCUGGCUAGAGGCUAAAAGUCAGGAACGAUUGAGAAUCAACAUCGCCGUAUUGGAUCAACAGUUGACAAAUGAAGUAAAGAGGUUGAAAAGUCUUUUCCCAGACUGGGUGGAUGUAAUUGCUUAUUCCAGCUUCAUGUCUACAUAUACCUUCUGAUUCCUCGCGUCGGUUGCCGGCUCCAGAAGAGUUAUAGCUGAUAACGUUCGGGUUAGGGUUUGGGUUUUACUAGUAGGAGUUCUUCCACCCCUCCAUCCUACCAAGCUUAUAGGAUUUUAACCCAAAUAAUUUUAGAAAAUUUUAAUAUUUAAGAGCUUGGUUAGUUUAAUUGCAGGAUAGCUGUGAUAUUCUGUUUUUCCAUAGUAAUGAAAGAAAACUGUUUCUAGAUACAGAUUUGAAAAGUUUUAGGUGUUUCCAGUGUUUCGAGUUUCUGAAGCAAGAAUACGAAGAAAGGCCUAGUUCAUGCGUUUUUCUUUU
Benincasa hispida (wax gourd) is the source of this 3058-nucleotide messenger RNA. RefSeq names its product Zn-dependent exopeptidases superfamily protein. Gene Ontology annotation, molecular function: metalloexopeptidase activity. The record is from RefSeq and is a predicted model, not a curated record. Lineage: Eukaryota; Viridiplantae; Streptophyta; Magnoliopsida; Cucurbitales; Cucurbitaceae. Gene Ontology annotation, biological process: proteolysis.